GAUCUUUUUUUUUUUCAGUCUCAAAUCUGUUUUUUGAGUUUCAGAAUUUUGACCCUGAUGUGGCGUGGGGGGCGUGGCAUCAACUGAGCUGGGCGUGGAAUCAUGAGUGACAGCUGAACAAAAAGGCUUGGAACCUUCCCCAGUGACAGUGCCUUCAGGGAACGUAGGAACUAAAAUAAAUCUAACUCAACACUUAUAUACACCAUAUUCAUGUGAUUGGCAGUGUAAGAAUUGAUGCCAGUGACAAACUUCCAUUUAAAAAUCUGUUUUAGACAGUACUGAGCACCAAUUGCGGUAUAAGAGCGAUAAAUUAUGCCAGAUUUUGCAGUUCAACAGCCACAUUUUAAGUGCUGAUAUGUCCGAUUUCCACAUAGCACUGUGAACGUAGCGUAGUGUCCGCUUGGCUUGCAAAGAUGGCGUCCGGCCGGUCGGGUCAACCUGCUGGAGCCCAUACAUCCAACACACAGAUCUUUCCCUGGAUUUUUCACAAGGAAAAGUUACCUUGGAAAGCGAAAGAUACCGAGUCAAAAGACCUGUGGCACAGCAUCUAAAAAAUUCUGGAGGCCUUUUAGUUUCUAUGCAUACCUGUUAAACAUGAAUGCAGAGACGACCCCAACCUCAUCUGAGGAGAUUGAACAUGCCCAGGCAGGACUUGGAAAACGACAUCUCACCAUGUCCUGGGAUAUGAGCCAUGAAGAGUUCUUCAGCCUACUACAAAAUGAGUAUCCUAAGAUGCAGGGACUGACAGGAGGAUGGCUACUCUACAAGGCUACAGGUGGUCAGGGUAGAAGGAGACUGAUUAUGAUUCCUCCUGAUUCUGAUGGAUACACUGGGACCCUUAUUCGCACAGUUUCAGGGGCAGGAAAAAACACCCUGUAUAUUGUGCCUUUGCAACAUGAGUUUGACCUAACACCGCUACCUCCAGAUGCCAUUGAAUGCCAAAAGCACAAUGCCAAAUGUGCAAAGUGAGUUUUCCUUUGCCGAUUUUGGCCCUUCAUGUUCAGGAAUGCAUGGUGUCUCAGAUAGACUCAGCAUCAGAGGAUGUUGAGACAUGCCAAAGUGAGGUCCAGAUUAUUUCCAUGACAGCCCCCUCUGUGCACUGUGACCCAGAGACAUCCGUUGAAGAGAAACUUCCAUGUCUUAUCUGUUUCUUGAAAUUCACACCACAGUUCCUAGAGAUCCAUGUUAGCAUGUGUGGAGAAAGAAGAGAGGAAGAUUGUAAGUUCGCUGAGACACCUGCCAUGAGCCAGGACAAUGGAGUGGAGCAGAACAAAAGUGUUGAUGAUGUAUUGGGCAUCAUUUGUCAAAGAGUUGACACAGAGAAAUCGUUCAACAUCCAAAUCUCAAGAACAAACAUUCUGGAGAGAGGCAUUCUGCAGUGGCAACGUCAAAAGAAAAAUUCACCCACUGCUUCUCUGAAAGUGACCUUCUUUGGAGAGGCAGGAGUAGACACAAGUGCUCUCCGUAAGGAAUUUCUCACAGAAAUGGUGGCAGGAAUUGAGGGUCGUUUCUUUGAGGGACCACAGCAUCAGAAGAGCCCACGAUACUCUCUGACUGACUUAGACAGUGGCCUCUACAGGACUGUUGGAGAGAUUUUGGCUGUUAGUUUGGCACAAGGUGGCCCAGCCCCUGCCUUUUUCAGCCCAUGGACCUACAGUUACCUCUGUAGUGGGAAGAUAAACCCAACAGUUCUCAACAGUGAUGCAGUGGCUGAUGUCCAGUUGCGAGGGUUAAUUGAGCAGGUUGAGUUGUCGACUGACCAUUCAAUUAAAGACCUAACUGAUGAAAUCUUAAGUUGCGGAUAUACUGGAGCUGUCACAGUUCAAAACAAGGAGUCCAUUGUUCGGGCCAUAAUACUCCAUGCAGUGCUGAGGUUGCAGCCUAUGUUGGAACAACUAAUGGAAGGCCUGCAGCUGUAUGACCUUCUUUUGCUCAUCAGGCAGUACCCAGAUAUCUGCCAACCCCUGUUUGUUCCUGGAGAAGAUGUCAAGGUCAAUGCAGAGUUUGUCAUGGCAUCCAUUCUCCCUCAACUGAGUGACAAAGGGACUACCAGGCAUCAGGUUGAGCUGGAGAUGAUUAACUUUGUACAGGACUUCAUUUAUUAAGUUGAAGG
Molecule: messenger RNA, 2113 nt
Organism: Epinephelus lanceolatus (giant grouper)
Lineage: Eukaryota; Metazoa; Chordata; Actinopteri; Perciformes; Serranidae
Source: RefSeq, a predicted model, not a curated record